Molecule: messenger RNA, 2560 nt
Organism: Canis lupus familiaris (dog)
Lineage: Eukaryota; Metazoa; Chordata; Mammalia; Carnivora; Canidae
Gene: LRFN4
Product: leucine rich repeat and fibronectin type III domain containing 4
Exons: 2
Coding region: 369-2279 (636 amino acids)
Molecular function (GO): protein binding
Source: RefSeq, a predicted model, not a curated record
CGGCGGGGGAGGGGAUGGCGCGGAGGGAGGGGGCUGGCGGUUCCUGGAGACGCCAGAGAAAGGAAGUUCCGGGACCCUCCCUGCUCUAGUGUCCACCUCCGCUUCCUGCCUCACGCUGCACCCCAUCCCCAGAGCCAGGACCCCCCUACCGGCUUGGGAAAUGUGACCUUUACUCUGGGGGGGGGGCCUGGCCCUGCAGGCCCCGGCCUUCUUUCAGCCCUGGGGGGCCCCUCGGGCCUCUGACCCUGACCCCCACGUGGGCCAGACUCUGGAAGCUGGCCCUUGGGACUGGGCCACGGGCACAGCCAACACCUGUCCCAGCCCCACCUGUGCCUGGGGCCCUGGCCCUUCCCUACAGGGCACUCACCAUGGCCCCGCCACUCCUGCUGCUGCUGCUGGCCAGUGGAGCGGCCGCCUGCCCCCUGCCCUGUGUCUGCCAGAACCUUUCCGAAUCGCUCAGCACCCUCUGUGCCCACCGAGGCCUGCUGUUUGUGCCACCCAACGUGGACCGGCGCACAGUGGAGUUGCGGCUGGCUGACAACUUCAUCCAGGCCUUGGGGCCACCAGACUUUAGAAACAUGACAGGGUUGGUGGACCUGACGCUGUCCCGAAACGCCAUCACCCGCAUCGGGGCCCGCGCUUUUGGGGACCUGGAAAGCCUGCGCUCCCUGCACCUGGAUGGCAACAGGCUGGUGGAGCUGGGCGCCGGCAGCCUACGGGGCCCUGUCAACCUGCAGCACCUCAUCCUCAGUGGCAACCAGCUGGGCCGCAUCUCACCUGGGGCCUUCGAUGACUUCCUGGACAGCCUAGAGGACCUGGACUUGUCCUACAACAACCUGCGGCAGGUACCCUGGGCCGGAAUCGGUGCCAUGCCUGCCCUGCACACCCUCAACCUGGACCACAACCUCAUCGAUGCACUGCCCCCGGGUGCCUUUGCACAGCUCGGCCAGCUCUCCCGUCUUGACCUCACCUCCAACCGCCUGGCCACACUGGCACCCGACCCGCUCUUUUCCCGGGGGCGCGACGCAGAGGCCUCGCCUGCCCCCCUGGUGCUGAGCUUCAGCGGGAACCCCCUGCACUGCAACUGCGAGCUGCUGUGGCUGCGGCGGCUGGCCCGGCCUGACGACCUAGAGACGUGCGCCUCCCCUCCAGGCCUGGCUGGCCGCUACUUCUGGGCAGUGCCCGAGGGCGAGUUCUCCUGUGAGCCUCCCCUCAUUGCCCGCCACACACAGCGCCUCUGGGUGCUGGAGGGCCAGCGGGCCACGCUGCGGUGCCGGGCCCUUGGCGACCCUGCGCCCACCAUGCACUGGGUUGGCCCCGAUGACCGGCUGGUUGGCAACUCCUCUCGAGCCCGGGCUUUCCCCAACGGGACCCUGGAGAUUGGGGUGACAGGCUCUGGGGACGCGGGGGGCUACACGUGCAUUGCCACCAACCCUGCUGGUGAGGCCACAGCCCACGUAGAGCUACGAGUGCUGGCCCUGCCCCAUGGUGGGAAUGGCAGCACUGAGGGGGGCCGCCCUGGGCCCUCGGACAUUGCUGCCUCAGCCCGCACUGCUGCUGAGGGCGAGGGGACACUCGAGUCUGAGCCGGCUGUGCAGGUGACGGAGGUGACUGCCACCUCAGGGCUUGUGAGCUGGGGGCCGGGGCGGCCAGCAGACCCCGUGUGGAUGUUCCAAAUCCAGUAUAACAGCAGCGAGGACGAGACCCUCAUCUACCGGAUCGUCCCAGCCUCCAGCCACCACUUCCUGCUGAAGCACCUAGUCCCUGGUGCCGACUAUGACCUCUGCCUGCUGGCCCUGUCACCUGCCGCUGGACCUUCCGACCUCACAGCCACGAGGCUGCUGGGCUGUGCCCACUUCUCCACACUACCGGCUGCACCCCUGUGCCACGCCCUGCAGGCCCAUGUGCUGGGCGGGACCCUGACCGUGGCCGUGGGGGGUGUGCUGGUGGCUGCCUUACUGGUCUUCACUGUGGCCUUGCUGGUUCGGGGCCGGGGGGCCGGGAAUGGCCGCCUCCCCCUCAAGCUCAGCCACGUCCAAUCCCAGACCAAUGGAGGCCCCAGCCCCACGCCCAAGGCCCACCCGCCACGGAGCCCACCACCUCGGCCCCAACGCAGCUGCUCCCUGGACCUGGGAGACGCCAGCGGGUGCUACGGUUAUGCCAGGCGCCUUGGAGGGGCCUGGGCCCGGAGGAGCCACUCCGUGCAUGGGGGGCUGCUCGGGGCUGGGUGCCGGGGGGUGGGGGGCAGCAUGGAGCAGCUGGAGGAGAGUGUGGUGUGAUGGGAAGGGAGUCAGCCCAGGGUGGGCUGGGGAAGGGGCAGAGGACAUGGGGUGGGCAGCUGCGGGGCCUGGUGGGUCAGCGCUGCCUGGGAGUCUCUCCUGAUUUUACCCUUGGUACCUCAGGCUCCCUUUGUACUUGGCAGGACAGGGGGCCCUAUCCCUGGUUCUGGCCUCCAGACCCGUGUUCCUCCAACAGGUGCUCACAGCCACCAAGGCAGGGGCUGCAGCCACCAAGCGGAAGUCUUGUUUUUCUUUAUAAUAAAAUUGUUGGGUACACCUCA